AGUUGUUUGUUCUUUUUUCCUUUCUUAUAGUUCCACCCUCCUUAACGUAUGUCGUUUUGGACACCUGGCAACGAUCUGGAUUCCAAGAGUUCAUUACCUCGGUCAAACGAGACUCCUCUUGCUGAUCGAAGCUACUUGCCCGAUGUCGAGGAAUCUUUUGAUCACCAAGCGUUGCUUCUUGGCACUGCCGACGAAGGCAUCGAAGCCGACGACGACAACGGCAUUCUAGACGAGGAUGAUUUUCUACUAUCAGAUAGAGGACCUAGAUACCAGCGUGGGCUGUUGUCUCCCAGUGCACCACCAGCAGCAAUUCACACUACUAUUACUUCUUCUACCACUACCACCACACAACCCCAAUCCUCCUCCAUACCACCACCACCACCACCACAGUACCAGGCACCUUUUGAAACGUAUGCACAAGACGACAGAAUACUAUCUCGGGAUUGUAAAGUGAAUGCGUUCACCCAAGAGUUAUACGCCUUCUUACAACAGCGUAAUACCGCUCCACCAAAAGUUCUAGUACGCAUCAAGGGAAUAAGCAACGCGUACGAGCAAUAUCGGCGCACAUAUGAUUCAAGUGGCCGGCAGUUGACUGUAGAGCCUGUGAAUACAAAACCAGGCUCGAGACUUAUGCAUGUGGACUUUGACUACCGCAUUGAUUGCAGGAAUUGGGUGUCCCCUGUAUCGGAUGGGUUCCUUGUAUUGCCAGACCGGAAAACCGGCAGAGUCAAGACUGUCCCAGAGCUAUGUGAAGAAUAUGUACGAGACACCCAUCGCUUGAAAGAACUGCAGCUUACAAAAGUCCUUGAGUGGGACGAAGACCUGCUGAUUCGAUUACUGACAGCUGGUAUACGAGCUCACGGUUACUCGAACGAUCUGCAAAUCACCGUUGAAAAAAGAGAAGCCAAAGUGACGGUCAAGCCCGGAUCAUGGAUUGCUCGAGUCGUUGACAACGUUUUCGUCCAUUGGUUCUGCUAUAUCACAUUUCUGUUUAUACUCACUUGGCCUUUGCUACUUGUGUGGAGGAAAAGGAUUGGACACAAGACCCUGCAGAGCAAGUGGAAAAUGACAGUUACGGAAAAACAGUGGUGUGCGCAACACAUGCCAGAAAUAUUGGGACAGAUUCCGCCAGCACAAUGCAACCCAAUAACAAUUACCGUGCAUCAAUAAACAAUACAAUUACAAUUGAUAUGCACCGAAGAGAGAUAGAGAUUAAGAUAUUUAUACGUUUAUAUAAGAAACUCAGAAUAGUAACCAAUUUCUGUGGGUGUUAGCUAUUAUGACGAAUACAGGGAGAAUAGAGAGAGAGAGAGAGAGGGUGUGCAGAAUCCAGAUGCAAGCGAAGAGGAAGAGAAAUAUAAGUGUUUUGUACGGGGUAGAUAGAGAAGAGGGGGUGGUGGAGGAAAGAAGAGG
Zychaea mexicana is the source of this 1413-nucleotide messenger RNA. RefSeq lists its product as uncharacterized. The transcript is spliced from 3 exons. NCBI's taxonomy places the organism in Eukaryota, Fungi, Mucoromycota, Mucoromycetes, Mucorales, Lichtheimiaceae. The record is from RefSeq and is a predicted model, not a curated record. Bases 49 to 1170 code for a protein of 373 amino acids.